Molecule: messenger RNA, 1992 nt
Organism: Bombina bombina (fire-bellied toad)
Lineage: Eukaryota; Metazoa; Chordata; Amphibia; Anura; Bombinatoridae
Gene: NUDT18
Product: nudix hydrolase 18
Exons: 4
Coding region: 53-967 (304 amino acids)
Molecular function (GO): magnesium ion binding; 8-oxo-dGDP phosphatase activity; 8-oxo-GDP phosphatase activity
Source: RefSeq, a predicted model, not a curated record
ACAAAGCCACACAUUUCCUGGUCUGUCUGUAGAGAGGAGGUGUAUUCCAGGCAUGACCUCUUCAUUGGAAGAAGAGUUGAAGACUCUUUUAGAUGGCGGUAGUCUACCAGUGCCUGACACAUACGAUGUGGCAUCUGAAAAACCACGGCCCUUACGACUGAGAUAUAGUGUAUGCUACAUCGUAAUGGGGGUAUUAUUAAAUGAACAGGAUGAAGUACUCAUGAUGCAGGAGGCAAAGUCUGAGUGCUGGGGGAGUUGGUACCUUCCUGCAGGAAGGUUGGAGAGAGGAGAGACACUAGUGGAAGGUCUGUGCCGGGAGGUCAAGGAAGAAACUGGUCUCCUGUGUGAACCUCUCACUUUACUGGCUGUGGAAGAGAGAGGAGCCGCCUGGGUCCGUUUUGUAUUCUUGGCCAAGGAAACAGGUGGUUCUCUGAAGUCUCCUGCCUCUGCAGACUCUGAAUCUCUUCAAGCAUCAUGGUGGGACAAGGUUUCUCCACUUCCUCUCCGCUGCAAGGACAUUCUCCCCAUCAUUCAGCUGGCUCUAGGGUACCAACGGUUUCCAGUGCACCCUUCUAUUCUGCCUAUGGUAGCGCCAACUCCCUAUCUAGUACUGCGAUUAGUUUUGCUGUGCCUGUGUCCAGGUGGAGAAAUGUGGAUUCUACAGAGCUCAACAGAACUUCCUCAUCUUCCUCUUGUUCUGUGUACACAACACAGGAGAAGCAUCCUUGCUUCAUUACAAUACUUCCUGAGGGACCCACCACAGUCAUGUGGCUUGCUUGGAGUGCAACAUCAAGGUGGGGAUGGGGCAGAUGGGGUGUGCUUUAACAUCAUGGGGGGGAUAGAGGUCUCGGAACCUCCUCCGAUCACCACAGAAAGACUCUGCUGGACACUUGUGGAGAAUGAAGACCUGAAACAGAGACUUAAACACACACUAAGAGAGAACAAACUGCUGCCGUUAUACAGCUAAGGGCAUAGAAUAUAGUUGUAAAGUCAGUAACAUAGGAAAAAAAAAAAAUAUAUAUAUAUACAUAUACAUACACACAUAUUUAAUAUGGAAUGAAUAUACUCAGUAAAGAUUAAAAAUGUUACUUAAAUUGGUUAUUAGACAUUAAACACUUGAUUGUAAAUAAUAAACAAAGUAAAACAUUACAUUUUUUGGUAGACUUAGCAGCUGCACAAUCCAAGAAGUCUCUUGGGUCCUCAGUCUCUUAGCUUUUUAUCAGAAAGGGAGGGAUUAGGAUAUUGCUAACACCCACUAGGGAGGAACCAGAUGAAAUGGCCAAUUAACUUACUAGAAAGUAAGUUGUCUGGUGGGGGGUCGCUACAUACAGGAUCCUUAAACUGAUGUCACUUCCUGCUAAAAACACAUGGCAUAUUUCCAACACUCUACAUUUUGGAAAAUGUACAGCUCACCCUUUGUUUAGUGGGGACACCUAGUGGUGGGAUAUAAUAUUGCAUGCUAUAAUGGCAGCAAUGGAUUUUCCAAUGGCAAUAGUUCGGCAUGGAUACAAUGUUGCUGCUAUAUAUAGAUAAUUAUGAACAGACAAGUCUAGAGAUUUAAAAUGAGGCUGCACUUAUAGAGUUAUACAACUCAAAACAUGCAUGCUGUUUGAAAUAUAGCCAUAAACACAGAUCUAUAUGCAUAUUUAAACCACAUAUAUAUUUUGCUUAAGCCUAAAUCUAUUUAAAAGGAACACAAACCUCUACUGUAGCAUAUAGAUAGAUAAAAGAAAAUGUGUGAGCAUCUGUUUGUGUGUAAAGGCAAAAAGUGACAACAGUACUAUUUUUAUACAUACAUAUUUUAAUAUUUUGAAUUCAUAGUCAUUCAACAUAAAACAGCAUAUAUGCAAAAUAAUUUGUUUUAAUUUUAUGUUUACAUUUGUAUUACACAGUUCUCUAUACACAGUAACUACAUAUGUACAUAGCUCUGUACAGGCUUAUGUACAAUGUGUCAUAACCUGUAUGUAUAUGCAAUAAAUAGAAUGGCUUGUA